This is a messenger RNA of Mirounga angustirostris (Northern elephant seal), 13575 nucleotides long. RefSeq names its product dynein axonemal heavy chain 11 (gene DNAH11). Gene Ontology annotation, biological process: microtubule-based movement. Gene Ontology annotation, cellular component: dynein complex. The record is from RefSeq and is a predicted model, not a curated record. Gene Ontology annotation, molecular function: dynein light intermediate chain binding; dynein intermediate chain binding; minus-end-directed microtubule motor activity. The transcript has 82 exons. NCBI's taxonomy places the organism in Eukaryota, Metazoa, Chordata, Mammalia, Carnivora, Phocidae.
AUGGCUGCCCCGGAGGCGCGCCGCUUUCCAGAAGUCCCGGGCCUUCGCCUAACCUCGGUCGCUGGCCUGGGGGUGGCGGGCGUGAUGGAGCUGGAGGAGGAAGAGGAGGAAGAGGAGGAAGAGGAGGAGGCGGCGGCGGCCAGAAGAGCGCGGAGUUUCGCCCGAGACGCGCGGGUGCGCUUUCUCGGCGGCCGCCUGGAGCUGAUGCUGGGGCUCCCGGCGGAGAAAUGGAGCCAGUAUUUGGAGAGCGAGGACCACCGGCAGGUGCUGGGGGAGUUCCUGGAGAGCCCUAGCCCCGCCUGCCUGGUGUUCAGAGUCGCCACCGCGGGGCCGCUCGCGGUCUCCCGGGAGAUUCCAAGAGAUGCAAAACAUAAACUUGUUUAUAUUGCCAAGAAGAUUACCGAAAACAUUGGAGUAAAUGAUUUUUCUCAGACGGUUUUAUUUGGAGAGUUAACUGCAUCAUCAUUUGGACAUGUAACUGCUUUCCUAGAUGAGAUUUUAGUGCCAAUUCUUUCUAAUAGGAACAACCAUAAAUCCUGGUCCUGUUUCAUUUCACAAGACAUGGAAUGCCACUUAGAAGUCAUGAAAAGUAAAAUGCAUGUCUUUCGGGGCAAAAUGUUGAGAAGAACUCUUCUACCAAUUCCCACGAUAGCAGGGAAAAUGGACCUGGGUCGGAAAUACUCUGAGACCAAGUAUGUAAAUGAAAGGACACUACUCCAUGCGAUUGAAUCUGUGGUUAUUAAAUGGUCACAUCAAAUCCAAGAGAUUGUAGAGAAAGAUUCAGGGCAGCCUUUGCUGAAUGGUCUUCACUCGAAUCCUCAAACUGAACUGGAUUUCUGGAUGAUGAGGAGAGAGAAUCUAUCAUGCGUUUAUGACCAACUUCAAGCUCCUGUUGUCCUCAACAUGGUUAGGAUCCUGAAAAUUAAACAAAGCAGCUAUUUUCCAACUUUGAAGGACAUUUUCACGGCUGUGAAAAAUGCGCUCCUGGAAGCCCAGGAUGUAGAGCUUUACCUGAGACCCCUGAGAAGACAUGUUCAGUGUCUCCAGGAGACGGAAUUCCCGCAGAUCCGUGUACUCAUUGCCCCAUUAUUUCAUACCAUCUGCCUCAUCUGGAGUCAUUCCAAGUUUUAUAAUACUCCUGCUCGGAUUAUAGUUUUAUUGCAAGAGUUUGGUAAUCUCUUCAUUGACCAGGCAAUAGCUUACCUUUCACCUGAAGACCUUUUGAAAGGAGAAGUUGAAGACUCUUUGGAAAAGGUUCAGGUGGCCAUUAACGUCUUAAAGACUUUCAAAACGUCUUUUUUCAACUAUAGAAAAGAAUUGGCAAACUAUUUUAAGGGAAAUGAGCUAAAACCAUGGGAUUUCCAGUCUCAACUGGUGUUUUGUAGAUUUGACAAAUUUCUGGACCGUUUCAUGAAAAUAGAGGAUAUAUUUGUCACAAUAUUGGAAUUUGAAAAGCUGGAAAGACUUGAAUUUGGUGGUACCAAAGGAGCGAUUUUAAAUGGACAAAUCCACGAGAUGAUAGAAGACUUUAUGGAACUGUGUGAAGUUUUUAAACAGAGCACUUAUGACCCAUCUGAUUACAAUAAUAUGGAAUUUGAAAGUGAUUAUGUUGUGUUUAAGUCCAAAACUUUGGAUUUUGACAGAAGGCUUGGGACGAUUCUUUGCGAAGCUUUCUUUAACAGCAACGGUUUAGAAGCUGCAUUUAAGCUUUUGACCAUAUUUGGGAAUUUUCUAGAGAAACCAGUUGUCAUGGAAAUUUUCAGCCCACAUUACAGCACACUACUGCACAUGUUUAACACAGAGUUGGAUAUGUGUAAGCAAUUGUAUGAUGAACACGUGAGACAGAUUGAACGUGGAAAUGUAGUUCUUCACCGGAAUAUGCCAUUUACUGCAGGCAACAUCAAAUGGGCUAAAGAGGUCUUUGAACGACUUCAGACUUUCUGGUCCAACUUUGCAUCUCUCCGGUAUUUAUUCUCAGAAAGUCCUGAUGAUGCCUUAGUUUAUCAGAAGUAUAUUGAAAUGACUGCUUUGCUAGAGCAAUUUGAAAAUUGUAUCUAUAAUGAAUGGAAAAGUAACGUGGAUGAAAUCUGUGACUUCAAUUUGAAUCAACCCUUGAUUAAAUUCAGUGCCAUAAAUGGGCUUCUCAGUGUCAACUUUGACCCACAGCUCGUGGCUGUUUUGAGAGAGGUGAAAUACCUUUUGAUGCUGAAGAAAUCUGACAUACCGGAUUCAGCGUUAGCCAUCUUCCAAAAAAGAAACACUAUUUUAAAGUACAUUGGAAAUCUUGAACUUGUUGUGCAAGGAUAUAAUAAGUUGAAGCAGACCCUCCUGGAAGUGGAAUAUCCUCUGGUGCAAGAUGAGCUGAGGGCCGUGGAUGAGCACCUGGAGACAGCUGCGACAUCGCUCACGUGGCGGGAUGACUGCUGGGGGUACAUUGAGAGGGCGAAGGCGGCCACGUCUGCGUUGGCAUGCAGAGUGGAGCUCACGCAGAGCAACGUGAAGGUGAUCCAGAAAACCAUGAAGGCUUGGGCAGACUGUACACUCCUUCCCAGGAGGGAGCCCAGAAGAGAGACUACCUUGACUUUGGAGGACACCGGUGAUUUGUUUACUAAAAAAUACAGGCAAAUUCAAGAAGAUGGCUGCAGGAUACAUAACUUGGUGGAGGAAAAUAGGAAGCUCUUCAAAGCCAGUCCUUCUCUGGAUGCCUGGAAGAUUUAUGUGGAGUUCGUCGAUGACAUGGUGGUAGAAGGCUUUUUUCAAGCUCUCAUGCAUGACUUGGACUUCUUUCUGAUGAAUACGGAAGAACAACGGACACCUGUGCCAUUUUUUCAAGCACAGAUGAUUUUAAUGCCUCCUGAGAUUCUUUUCAAACCUUCUUUAGAAAGAGAGGCUGGGCAUGGCUUCUACGAUCUGGUAGAAGAAAUGCUUGGCAGCAGCUGCAGAAUGUCUGCCCAGAUGGAGCGAGUGGCCUCACACCUGGAAAUAGCAACUUAUCAGAAUGACAUGGAGAAUAUGCUGGGCCUGGUAGAGGUCAGGCAGGAGAUAAUGAAGAGAGUGGCAGAUGUCAUCAGCAAAGUCUUGGACUUCAGAAAUACCCUGGACACAUACGCUUACCUCUGGGUUGAUGACCGAGCUGAGUUCAUGAAGCAUUUUCUCAUGUACGGCCAGACUGGGUCAUCUAGCGAAAUGGAUGCUCAUGCAAAUGAAGAAGUCCCCAAACAACCACCAACUCUCGAACAAUUCAAAGAGCAGAUUGACAUUUAUGAAGCUUUGUAUGUUCAAAUGAGCAAGUUUAAUGACUUCAGAGUGUUCGAUGGUUGGUUCAAGGUGGACAUGAAGCCUUUCAAAGUGAGCUUGCUGAACGUUAUUAAGAAAUGGAGCUGGAUGUUUCAGGAGCAUCUUUUGAGAUUUGUCAUAGACAGUCUGAAUGAGCUACAGGAAUUUAUAAAGGAGACAGAUGCUGGACUUCAGAGAGAUUUAAGUGAGGGUGAUUACGAUGGUUUAGUAGAUAUCAUGGGGCAUCUUCUGGCAGUAAGAAGCCGACAGAGAACUACGGAUGAACUAUUUGAACCCUUAAAACAAACCAUCAUGCUCUUGGAAAACUACGGCCAGAAGAUGCCUGAGCAAGUCUAUAUUCAGCUAGAGGAAUUACCUGAAAGAUGGGAAACUACCAAAAAGAUUGCAGGAACUAUCAGACAUGCUGUGUCACCUCUCCAAAAUGCAGAAGUCACCCUCAUAAGGAAAAAGUGUAUUUCAUUUGAUCGGAAGCAGGCCGAGUUCAGAGAGAGAUUCAGACUCAAUGCUCCUCUUGGUUUUAAUGCAGAAAAUCCAUACGCAGUGCUUGAUAAGGCAAAUCAAGAGCUUGAGGCAUUGGAAGAAGAAAUGUUACAGAUGCAAGAAGCUACCCACCUUUUUGAAGUGGCUCUUCCUGAGUAUAAACAGAUGAAGCGGUGUUGCAAAGAAAUAAAAUUGCUCAAGGGCCUCUGGGAUGUCAUUACUUACGUUACAAGAAGCAUUGAUAAUUGGACUAAAACCCCGUGGAGACAGAUUAAUGUGGAACAGAUGGAUGUAGAACUCAGAAGGUUUGCCAAGGAAAUCUGGUCACUAGACAAGGAAGUCCGUGUUUGGGAUGCUUAUGCAGGCCUGGAAAGCACGGUGAAGGACAUGGCGGCCUCCCUGAGAGCUGUCAUGGAGUUACAGAGCCCUGCUCUCAGAGGCAGGCAUUGGCACCAGCUGAUGAAGGCCACUGGGGUCAGAUUUUCUAUCAACGAAGCCACGACUUUGGCAGAUUUGUUAGCAUUGCGGUUACACCGAGUGGAAGAUGAUGUCCGAAGCAUUGUGGACCAAGCUGUGAAGGAACUGGGGACGGAAAAGGCUAUUACUGAAAUCAGUCAGACCUGGGCAUCCAUGGAGUUCUCUUACGAAGUUCACUAUCGGACGGGCAUUCCAUUACUAAAAUCCGAUGAACAACUUUUUGAGACUCUAGAGCACAACCAAGUUCAGUUGCAGAGUCUGCUUCAGAGCAAGUAUGUGGAAUAUUUUAUUGAACAAGUGUUAAGCUGGCAAAAUAAAUUAAACAUAGCAGACUUGGUCAUCUCCACUUGGAUGGAAGUCCAGCGAACUUGGUCUCACCUGGAAAGCAUCUUUGUUUGUUCAGAAGACAUUCGAAUCCAGCUUGUGAAAGAUGCUAGGAGAUUCGAUGGAGUGGAUGCUGAAUUUAAGGAGUUAAUGUUGAAAACAGCUAAAAUAAAGAAUGUUCUAGAAGCAACAUGCAGACCUAAUCUCUAUGAAAAACUUAAAGAUUUACAGUACAGGCUUUCUCUUUGUGAAAAAGCUCUCGCUGAGUACCUGGAGACCAAGCGUGUGGCUUUCCCACGGUUCUAUUUCAUCUCUUCUGCAGACUUACUUGACAUCCUCUCAAAGGGAGCUCAGCCUAAGCAGGUGACGCGUCACCUUGCCAAACUCUUUGACAGCAUUGCAGAUCUGCAGUUUGAAGAAGGUCAGGAUGUGUCCAUCCACAGAGCAAUUGGAAUGUACAGCAAAGAAAAGGAAUACGUCCCGUUCCAAGCCGAAUGCGAAUGCAUAGGCCACGUGGAAAUGUGGCUCCUGGGACUUGAAAAGACGAUGCAGGAAACAGUGCGACAUUCCAUCACAGAGGCCAUAGCUGCCUAUGAAGAAAAACCUAGGGAACUGUGGAUCUUGGAGUUCCCCGCCCAGGUUGCACUCACAGGCUCACAGAUCUGGUGGACGACAGAUGUAGUGAUAGCCUUCAGUAGACUGGAGGAAGGCUAUGAAACGGCCCUAAAGGACUUCCAUAAAAAACAGAUUUCUCAGUUGAAUACCCUGAUUGCGCUUUUACUGGGAGAACUCCUACCUGGAGACCGUCAGAAGGUCAUGACAAUUUGUACCAUCGACGUCCAUGCCAGAGAUGUGGUGGCCAAACUUAUUUCUCAGAAGGUUGUCAGUCCCCAAGCCUUUGCCUGGCUGUCUCAACUUCGUCACCAGUGGGAGGACGUCCAGAAACACUGCUUUGUUAAUAUUUGUGAUGCCCAGUUCCAGUACUUCUAUGAAUAUUUAGGAAACAGUCCUCGGCUAGUGAUCACUCCUCUAACUGACAGGUGUUACAUCACUUUAACUCAGUCACUUCAUUUAACCAUGAGUGGAGCUCCAGCUGGCCCAGCUGGUACAGGGAAAACCGAAACCACCAAAGAUCUUGGACGAGCCCUUGGCAUGAUGGUUUAUGUAUUCAACUGCUCAGAGCAAAUGGACUACAAAUCCAUAGGAAAUAUCUAUAAGGGAUUGGUGCAGACAGGGACUUGGGGCUGCUUUGAUGAGUUCAAUCGAAUUUCUGUGGAAGUCCUGUCUGUGGUAGCCAUACAGGUGAAACUGAUACACAGCGCCAUCAGAAACAGGAAAAAGAGAUUUGUAUUUCUGGGGGAAGCCGUCACACUGAAGCCAUCAGUUGGAAUAUUUAUUACUAUGAACCCAGGAUAUGCUGGUCGAACCGAAUUACCGGAAAAUCUCAAAGCUCUUUUCAGGCCCUGUGCCAUGGUGGCCCCUGACAGUGAGCUAAUCUGUGAAAUCAUGUUAGUCACUGAAGGGUUUGCAGACGCUCGCUCAUUAGCCCGCAAGUUCCUUACGUUGUACACGCUCUGCAGGGGGCUUCUCUCCAAGCAGGAUCAUUAUGACUGGGGACUUCGCACUAUUAAAUCUGUCUUGGUUGUAGCUGGCUCCCUGAAACGAGGAGAUAAAAAUAGACCCGAAGAUCAGGUACUCAUGAGAGCAUUGAGGGACUUCAAUUUGCCUAAAAUAGUGACCGACGACAUUCCUGUGUUUCUGGGCCUGGUUGGUGACCUCUUUCCAGCCCUGGAUGUACCCCGGAGGAGAGCGCCACACUUCGAACAGAUGGUCAGGCAGUCCGCCCUGGAGCUCCACCUGCAGCCUGAGGAGAGCUUCCUUCUUAAAGUUGUCCAGCUUGAGGAGCUGUUGGCCGUGCGGCACUCUGUCUUUGUGGUUGGAAAUGCAGGCACGGGAAAGAGUAAGAUUUUGAGAACACUGAACCGAACAUAUGUUAACAUGAAACAAAAACCUACUUGGAAUGACUUAAACCCCAAAGCUGUGACAACAGAUGAACUCUUUGGUUUCAUACAUCACGCUACUCGAGAAUGGAAAGAUGGCAAGUAGUAUUUCCCCCAUUUUUUCUUGUGGAUCAUUUACUCUUAAUGUAUAGGUCUCUUCUCAUCCAUUCUGCGAGAACAAGCAAAUCUUAAGCAUGAUGGACCAAAAUGGAUCAUCCUGGAUGGAGAUAUUGAUCCCAUGUGGAUUGAGUCACUAAAUACUGUCAUGGAUGACAACAAGGUGCUGACCUUAGCCAGCAAUGAGCGCAUAGCACUUACCCCCUCCAUGAGGCUGCUCUUUGAGAUUCAUCACUUGCGGACCGCAACCCCGGCUACUGUUUCCAGAGCUGGUAUUCUGUAUGUGAACCCACAAGAUCUGGGCUGGAAUCCGUAUGUGGCCAGUUGGAUAGACAGAAGGCGGCAUCAAUCAGAAAAGGCCAAUUUAACUAUUCUUUUUGAUAAAUAUGUUCCUGCAUGCUUGGAUAAGCUGAGAACCAGCUUUAAAACAAUCACUUCAAUUCUGGAGAACAGCCUGGUGCAGACUCUUUGUACCCUUCUAGAAUGCUUGUUGACUCCUGACAACGUACCUUCGGACAGCCCAAAAGAGGUUUAUGAAGUCUACUUUGUCUUUGCUUGUAUCUGGGCAUUCGGAGGCACUCUGCUGCAAGAUCAGCUUUCUGGCUCUCAAGCUGAAUUCAGUCGGUGGUGGCAUAAAGAGAUGAAAGCAGUAAAGUUUCCAUCCCAGGGGACAAUCUUCGAUUAUUAUCUGGACCACAAAACUAAGAAAUUCUUGCCUUGGGCUGAUAAAGUCCCCAAAUUUACUAUGGAUCCAGAGGUACCUCUGCAGGUAGUUGUGGUUCACACAUCAGAGACAACUCGUCUCAGAUAUUUCGUAGAGUUGCUGCUUGAGAAAGGACAACCCCUAAUGCUGGUAGGAAAUGGUGGGGUGGGAAAGACAGCCUUUGUAGGUGAUACACUGGCAAGUCUCUCUGAGGAUUACUUCGUGUCCCAUGUGCCUUUCAACUACUAUACAACAUCUGCAGCUCUGCAAAGAAUUCUUGAGAAACCUCUAGAGAAAAAGGCUGGUCGGAUCUAUGGUCCAGGAGGAAAUAAAAAAUUAGUUUAUUUCAUCGACGACAUGAAUAUGCCCGAAGUGGACCCCUAUGGCACAGUGCAGCCCCAUACUCUGAUUCGGCAGCACGUCGAUUACGGACACUGGUAUGAUAGACAGAAGGUGAUGCUUAAGGAAAUCCACAGCUGUCAGUACAUCGCCUGCAUGAAUCUGAUGGUGGGCAGUUCCACGAUCAAUCCUCGACUACAGAGACAUUUCACUGUGUUUGCAUUCAACUUUCCAUCCUUGGAUACGCUGCAAACCAUCUAUAGCCAAAUUCUUAACUUCCACUUUCAGCAGCAAGCCUUUGGUCCAUCACUUCUCAGGAGUGGCCCCUCUUUGAUACAGGCAACAAUCACGUUCCAUCAGAUGAUGACACAUAGCUUUUUACCCACAGCUGUUAAAUUCCACUACGUCUUUAAUCUGAGAGACUUAUCAAACGUCUUCCAGGGCAUUUUAUUUGCUUCUCCUGAAUGUUUAAAAUGUCCAAAUGAUUUAAUCCGCCUGUGGCUUCACGAGUCUUCUCGUGUUUAUGGAGACAAACUGGUAGACCCAAAGGAUUGUGAUUUGUUUCAGAAAAAAAUGCUGGAAACUGCCUGUAAAUAUUUUGAAGGUGUAGACAGUCACGUGCUAUUUCAAAAGCCCCUCAUCUAUUGCCACUUUGCUCACGGCGGCCAAGAUCCGUGCUACCUGCCGGUGAGGGACUGGGAGGUGCUGAAGACCGUCCUCACGGAAGCCUUAGCCAACUACAAUGAACUGAAUGCUGCCAUGCACCUGGUCUUAUUUGAAGACGCCAUGCAGCAUGUGUGUCGCAUCAGCCGAAUCCUUCGGACCCCUCAGGGUCACGCGCUCUUGGUUGGCGUGGGCGGCAGCGGCAAGCAGAGCCUGUCCCGGCUGGCAGCUUACAUCUGCAGCCUCGAGGUCUUCCAGAUCGCCCUGACGGAAGGCUUCGCAAUCCAGGAACUUCGGGUAGAUCUUGCCAAUUUGUACAUCAGAACUGGAGCCAAGAACAUGCCCACUGUGUUCCUGCUGACAGAUGCCCAGGUUCUAGAUGAGAGCUUUCUCGUGCUGAUUAAUGACUUGCUGGCAUCAGGAGAAAUCCCGGAUCUGUUCAGUGAUGAAGAUGUAGACAACAUAAUUUCUGGAAUUCGUAAUGAAGUUCGUGGUCUAGGCAUGGCGGACUCCAGAGAAAAUUGUUGGAAAUUCUUUCUGGCCAGGGUUCAGCUACAGCUCAAAAUCAUUCUGUGUUUCUCUCCCGUUGGUCACACGUUGAGAGGGAGAGCUCGGAAGUUCCCAGCCAUAGUUAACUGCACGGCUAUUGACUGGUUUCAUGCGUGGCCGCAGGAGGCUCUGGUCUCAGUCAGCAGGAGGUUCAUUGAGGAAACCAAGGGAAUUGAGCCACUGGACAAAGAUUCUAUUAGCCUCUUCAUGGCCCAUGUUCACACUAGCGUGAAUGAAAUGAGUACCAGGUAUUACCAGAAUGAGAGAAGAUACAACUAUACCACCCCGAAGAGUUUUCUAGAACAAAUAUCACUGUUUAAGAAUCUGUUGAAGAAGAAACGAAAAGAGGUAUCUGAGAAGAAAGAGCACUUGGUGAAUGGCAUCCAAAAGCUAAAGACCACAGCCUCUCAGGUGGCAGAUCUGAAAGCCAGACUGGCCUCUCAAGAAGAUGAGCUGCGACUGAGAAAUGAUGAUGCCGAAGCUCUGAUCACAAAGAUUGGGCUCCAGACGGAGAAAGCGAGCCGGGAAAAGGCCAUUGCUGACGCUGAGGAGCGAAAGGUGACAGCCAUUCAGACUGAAGUGUCCCAGAAACAGAGAGAGUGUGAGGUUGACGUACUCAAGGCGGAGCCUGCGCUCGUGGCCGCAACGGCUGCACUCAACACGCUCAACAGGGUCAAUCUCACUGAGCUGAAAGCCUUUCCCAACCCGCCGAAUGCCGUUACCAAUGUUACCGCGGCCGUGAUGGUCCUCCUGGCUCCGCGGGGCAGAGUGCCUAAAGACCGGAGUUGGAAAGCAGCUAGAGUCUUCAUGGGAAAGGUUGAUGAUUUUUUGCAAGCGUUAAUUAACUAUGACAAAGAGCACAUUCCAGAGAACUGUCUAAAAGUAGUAAAUGAGCAGUAUUUGAAAGACCCGGAGUUCAAUCCAAGCCUGAUUCGGACCAAAUCCUUUGCAGCAGCUGGUCUGUGUGCCUGGGUCAUCAACAUCGUGAAGUUCUAUGAGGUGUACUGUGAUGUGGAGCCCAAACGGCAAGCGUUAGCCCAAGCCAACUUCGAACUGGCUGCAGCUACUGAAAAACUCAAGGCUAUCAGGAAGAAGCUUGAGGAUCUGGAUCGACAUCUGAGCAGACUCACAGCUUCAUUUGAAAAAGCAAUAGCCAAGAAAGUCCAAUGUCAAGAAGAGGUGAACCAAACCAACAAAACUAUUGAACUAGCCAAUAGGCUUGUCAAGGAACUUGAGGCAAAGAAGAUUCGCUGGGGUCAGUCUAUUAAAUCGUUUGAAGCUCAAGAGAAGACCCUCUGUGGAGAUGUUCUCCUUACAGCAGCCUUUGUGUCUUAUGUUGGAUCCUUUACAAGACCAUAUCGCCAGGAACUGGUAGACUGCAAGUGGGUUCCCUUUCUCCAGCACAAGGUUUCCAUCCCAAUAACCGAAGGCCUGGACUUGAUUGCCGUGCUGACGGAUGACGCUACCAUUGCCACCUGGAAUAACGAGGGGCUGCCCAGUGACAGAAUGUCCGCCGAAAAUGCCACUAUCCUGACACAUUGUGAGCGCUGGCCCCUGAUGAUAGAUCCCCAACAGCAGGGAAUUAAGUGGAUCAGGAAUAAGUACGGAACAGACCUGAAAGUCACCCAUUUGGGCCAGAGAGGGUUUUUGAAUGCCAUUGAAACUGCGUUGGCCUUUGGAGAUGUCAUCUUAGUUGAAAAUCUGGAGGAAACAAUAGAUCCAGUCCUUGAUCCGCUGCUUGGCAGAAACACAAUUAAAAAAGGAAAAUACAUCAGGAUUGGAGACAAAGAAUGUGAAUUUAACAAGAACUUUCGCCUUAUCCUUCACACAAAACUGGCAAAUCCUCACUAUAAACCAGAAUUGCAAGCUCAAACAACCCUCCUCAAUUUCACAGUCACAGAAGAUGGUCUAGAAGCCCAGCUCCUGGCAGAGGUGGUCAGUAUUGAAAGACCAGAUCUGGAGAAACUUAAGUUGGUUUUGACAAAGCACCAAAAUGACUUUAAGAUCGAGCUGAAGUAUCUGGAGGAUGACCUCCUCCUGUGCCUUUCUGCGGCAGAGGGGAGCUUUCUAGAUGACACCGAGCUGGUGGAGAGACUAGAGAUGACAAAAGCAACCGUGGCAGAGAUAGAACACAAGGUGACUGAAGCUAAAGAAAAUGAAAGAAAAAUCAAUGAGGCCCGGGAAUGUUACAGACCAGUGGCAGCAAGAGCAUCUCUUCUUUAUUUUGUUAUUAAUGAUCUCAGAAAAAUUAACCCCAUCUAUCAGUUCUCUUUGAAGGCUUUCAACAUGCUGUUCCUCAGAGCAAUUGAGCAGGCUGACAAGGUGGAGGACGUGCAGGGGCGCGUCUCAAUCCUCAUGGAGAACAUCACCUAUGCUGUCUUCCUCUCUACCAGCCAGGCGCUGUUUGAGAGGGACAAGCUCACCUUCCUGUCCCAGAUGGCUUUUCAGAUUUUGUUGAGAAAGAAAGAGAUAGACCCUCUGGAAUUGGAUUUCUUGCUUCGAUUCACAGUUGAACACACUUACCUGAGUCCUGUUGACUUCCUCACUACUCAGUCAUGGAGUACUCUCAAGGCAGUAGCCCUCCUGGAAGAAUUUCGAGGCAUAGACCGAGAUGUGGAAGGAUCAGCCAAGCAGUGGAGGAAAUGGGUGGAAUCCGAGUGCCCAGAGAAAGAGAAGUUGCCGCAAGAAUGGAAGAAGAAAAGUUUGGUACAGAAGCUGAUUAUUUUGAGGGCAGUGCGCCCCGACAGAAUGACAUAUGCUCUCAGGAAUUUCGUGGAGGAAAAACUGGGUGCCAACUAUGUGGGGAGGACCAGAGUGGAUUUAGUUAAAGCAUUUGAAGAAAGCAGCCCGGCCACGCCCAUCUUCUUCAUCCUGUCUCCAGGGGUGGAUGCCCUUAAAGAUCUAGAGAUCCUUGGCAAAAGACUGGGGUUUACAAUGGACUCGGGAAAAUUCCACAACGUGUCUUUAGGACAAGGUCAGGAGGUGGUGGCAGAAAAGGCCCUGGAGAAAGCUUCCAAAGGAGGACACUGGGUCAUCCUCCAAAAUGUCCAUUUGGUAGCCAAGUGGCUAGGAACCUUGGAGAAACUCCUCGAAAGAUUCAGCCAAGGAGGCCACAGAGAUUACCGGGUUUUCAUGAGUGCCGAAUCUGCAGCUACACCACAAGAACACAUCAUCCCUCAAGGACUCCUGGAAAAUUCCAUUAAAAUUACUAAUGAACCCCCCACAGGAAUGCUGGCCAAUCUGCAUGCUGCCCUCUACAACUUUGAUCAGGAUACACUUGAGGCGUGCUCCAGGGAGCAGGAGUUUAAAAGCAUCCUCUUUUCUCUGUGCUACUUCCAUGCUUGUGUGGCCGGGAGACUGAGGUUUGGCCCCCGGGGCUGGAGCCGCAGCUACCCCUUCAGUCCUGGAGACCUCACCAUUUGCGCCAACGUCCUCUACAACUACUUAGAGGCAAACCCUCACGUCCCAUGGGAAGACCUCCGUUACCUCUUUGGUGAGAUCAUGUAUGGGGGCCACAUCACAGAUGACUGGGAUCGCAAACUGUGUCGGGCAUAUUUGGAAGAAUUCCUGAAUCCAUCUCUGAUUGAAGAUGAAUUUAUGCUGGCACCAGGAUUUGCAGCCCCACCUAAUCUAGAUUAUUCGGGCUACCAUCAGUACAUAGAGGAGAAACUUCCUCCAGAAAGUCCAGCACUGUAUGGCCUCCACCCAAAUGCUGAAAUAGAAUUCCUGACCGUGAUGUCCAACACUCUCUUCAGAACGUUGCUGGAGCUGCAGCCCAGGAAUGCACUCAUCAGUGAGGAGCUGGGGCAGUCCACAGAAGAGAAGGUUAAGAAUGUUUUGGAUGACCUUUUGGACAAACUUCCAGAAGAGUUCAACAUGGUGGAGAUAAUGCAAAAAAGCUCAAACAGAAGCCCCUAUGUUCUUGUUUGCUUCCAAGAGUGUGAAAGGAUGAAUGUUCUCCUGCGGGAAAUCCGUGUGUCCCUUCAACAAUUAGACCUUGGUUACAAGGGGGAGCUGACCUUAUCUCCUGAGAUGGAAGCCCAGCAGUCCCAGCUGAGUUAUGACACAGUCCCAGACACUUGGAGCAAACUGGCUUAUCCAUCUACAUACAGCCUGGCCCAGUGGUUUAGUGACCUCCUUUUGCGAUGCCGGGAACUCGAAACCUGGACCCACGAUCUUGCCCUCCCGGCUGUGGUGUGGCUUUCUGGCUUCUUCAACCCUCAGUCCUUCUUAACUGCAAUCAUGCAGACCAUGGCUCGAAGAAACGGGUGGCCACUGGAUAAAACGUGCUUGACUGUUGAUGUUACCAAAAAAACGAAGGAAGACUACGGCCAUCCUCCACGGGAAGGUGCCUAUCUCCACGGGCUCGUCAUGGAAGGUGCCCGAUGGGACACGCAGUCAGGAAGCAUUGUGGAAGCCUGCCUCAAGGAGGUCACCUCGGUGAUGCCAGUCAUCUUUGCCAAAGCCGUCCCCACGGACAAACAAGAAAUCAAAGACACGUAUGAAUGCCCCGUGUAUAAGACCAAACUGAGGGGCUCCAACUACGUGUGGACCUUCCGGCUGAAGAGCUCAGACAAGACGGCCAAGUGGGUCCUGGCAGGCGCGGCUCUGCUGCUCGAGGCGUGA